Molecule: messenger RNA, 2238 nt
Organism: Pleurotus ostreatus (oyster mushroom)
Lineage: Eukaryota; Fungi; Basidiomycota; Agaricomycetes; Agaricales; Pleurotaceae
Exons: 8
Coding region: 1-2238 (745 amino acids)
Biological process (GO): carbohydrate metabolic process
Molecular function (GO): beta-N-acetylhexosaminidase activity
Source: RefSeq, a predicted model, not a curated record
AUGUUGGUUGCUUCGUUGUACUCAGCGACGCCCAUCACAGUUCCUGCGGUGAGGUCCUGGACGGUGGACGGCGAGCUAUUCACACUUCCUAUUCAUUUGUCCAUCCUUGUCGACUCAAGGUUCCAAGGCCUGAGAGACGAGAACGGGUUAACGUUGAUCCCUCCGACUUUGCACGAGUUCGCAACCACUUUCACAUCAGACUUGAAGGAGUCAUUCCCGAGUCUCUCACCCCAACUUACAUCGGCAGAGAAACCCUCGAAAGGAGCCAUCUUCCUGACAAUUGAUCAAGAUGCCGAUUAUUUACUCGCGAAUGGCAGGUCGUCAUCGGAGGGCUACAUACUAGACGUAUCCCACCAAGGGAUAGAAGUUCGCGGAUCCAGUCCAUUGGGUGUAUGGCGCGGUGUCACCACACUCCUACAAGGCCUGGUGCAAGGGAAUGGGACGUUUCCUACUGGCACGAUCGUCGAUCAACCAGACUGGGCCACAAGGGGCAUUAUGUUGGAUUGCGGCCGCCAGUGGUACCCAGCCAAUUAUCUGAAAGAGAUGUGCGCGUACCUGUCAUAUUUUAAGGCAUCCGAAUUCCAUUUACAUCUUUCUGAUAAUCUGGUAUUAUACGUAUUGAAGCCAGGAAGGGUCCUAGGGCCUCUGAAUUCGACGUAUGCCCGAUUUCGAUUACACAGCGAUAAACUGGAGUUCGCAGGUCUUUCCCCUCACGUGAACGAAACCUAUUCUCGUGAGGAGUUUGAUGAUCUUCAACGCUCUUGCGCUUCACGCGGCGUUACCAUUGUACCCGAAAUCGAGGCACCCGGACACGCUUUGGUCAUUUCCCAAUGGAAGCCGCAACUUGCUUUGAGUACAGACCCUACUCUAUUGAAUUUAAGCCUCCCAGAAUCUACACAGACAAUGAAAGAUGUUUGGGCGGAGUUUCUACCUUGGAUUCACUCUAAGCAAGUUUCAAUCGGUGCCGAUGAAUACUCCAGCGCCCUGGCCGACGAUUAUCUCAGGUUUGUGGGGAAUAUGAGCCAAUUUAUUCAGCAAGUCUCUGGCAAGACCAUACGAUCGUGGGGUACCAAUGAACCGAGUCGUAACUUGGCCUUGACGAAGAAUACAACUGUGCAGCAUUGGGAUAACGCCUUUCAGCUCCUACAGCAGGGCUACCAAGUUAUCAAUAGUGACGAUUUCUUUCUCUACAUCGUGUUGAAAGAAUCGGGUUCAUUCCCCCAGCGGCUGAAUCAAACCCGCUUGUGGCGCGGAAAUGCCCUUGGGGGGCCUUGGGAUCCAACUCAGUGUACGUCGCGCUCUCCAACAGGAAAUCCUAGCUUAGACUCUCCUACCCUUCUAGGUGGGAUCAUGGCCGCAUGGUCUGACCAGGGCCCAACGGCAACCACUCCGCUCGAAGCCUUCUAUUCUUUCAAGAUGGGCCUGCCUGUUGUAGUGGCUAAUGCUUGGCACGCGGCCACUCGAUCUACCGCUUUGACACGAGAGCAGUUUGAUAGCGUCUUCGACGUGUUGGAAGCCUCCGUUCCUGGCCAGAAUCUGGACAGGCGGAUCAAGUCUAAGGGCAUUGAGGUGGUUGUGUAUGAUUUUUCCAGUGAAACUGGUAGCACGCCGAGAACGGUGAAGGAUACAAGUGGGAAUGGUUACAAUGCUGUACUUGAGGGAAGAGUGUCGAAAUCUAAAGGAGGGCUCUUGCUGGAAAAUGGCGGUCAUAUAUCUACGCCACUCGGGUCAAAGGGAGCCAACUAUACCUUGUUGCUAACCUAUUCCACAACAAUACCUAUCUUGGCCUCCACCCCUUCCGCCACCUUGCUUUCUGGUCCAGAUAAUUCGCUCAUAUUGUCUCGCGCAGCGAAUGGGUCGACUACGUUCGCGUUCGUAUCCAGUAACAUCACAUACUCCCUAUCCGGAUAUGCCCUUCCUUCUGGAAACCCUUCGACCGAUCUCGUCGUUCGAGGAACGGAAGACUCGACUACUAUCUUUGUGAACGGAACUCGAGUUGGCGACUUCAGAGUAAUCAUCAGAAAUUCUGCGAUUUCCAGCCCGAUGUCGUUUGUCGCUCCAGUGCGUAGCCACCUUGAUCCAGGCUAUCCUUCCAGCUCUGAUGAUCAUAUGUCUUCACCGUCCCAGGUUUCCCAGAUAGGCGGACCUGGCUUUACAGGUCUCGUUUCAAAGUUCGUACUGCUUGAUGGGCUGCACGAUGCAUCGGCUACCGUCGACACUAGUGUACGACCUCAUUAA